Clupea harengus (Atlantic herring) is the source of this 2704-nucleotide messenger RNA. It is a transcript of the gene pitpnab, whose product is annotated as phosphatidylinositol transfer protein, alpha b. Gene Ontology annotation, cellular component: cytoplasm. The transcript has 12 exons. Bases 398 to 1210 code for a protein of 270 amino acids. The record is from RefSeq and is a predicted model, not a curated record. Gene Ontology annotation, biological process: phospholipid transport. Lineage: Eukaryota; Metazoa; Chordata; Actinopteri; Clupeiformes; Clupeidae. Gene Ontology annotation, molecular function: phosphatidylinositol transfer activity; phosphatidylcholine binding; phosphatidylcholine intramembrane carrier activity.
ACAGGAGGACGCUUGGACGUUUUUGGCUUGGUCUGUUCUUUCUGCAAUGUGGAUUUCUAGGUCACAUUCGAGUAACGUCUCGACAUCACAGUAUAUUAGGGGACAGAUGAUGAUGGUCAUCCCCGAACUUAAACGAUCAUUGCGUUCAUCAAACCCCUUCUCUGACGUCAGCACGGUUAUGUCACAUUUCUAGGUUUGCGCUUACCGCGACGAUGCCGCGCCCCCCUCGGCCCUGUUCAGGAAGUGAAUUUGUGGAAAAUAGAAAAACGGGAGCUAGAAUGACAUAGAAGCGGGAGAGGUGGUAGACAGAAAGAAAGACAGGCUGAGGGCUUACACCGAUUUGGGCCGCUAUAGAGCGAUAAAAUAACUUAUCACAAUACAUAAAGCACACGGGAAGAUGCUCAUCAAGGAAUUUCGAGUGAUUCUGCCCAUUUCUGUGGAAGAGUACCAAGUGGGUCAGCUGUACUCGGUAGCUGAGGCCAGUAAGAAUGAGACCGGGGGAGGGGAGGGGGUUGAGGUCCUGAAGAAUGAGCCGUACGAAAAGGAAGGAGAGAAAGGCCAGUACACACACAAAAUCUAUCAUCUUCAGAGUAAAGUUCCCUCGUUUGUGCGAAUGCUUGCGCCCGCCUCAGCCCUCAGCAUCCACGAGAAAGCCUGGAAUGCCUAUCCCUACUGCCGCACAGUCAUCACUAAUGAAUACAUGAAGGAUAACUUCCUGAUCAAGAUUGAGACGUGGCACAAACCUGACCUGGGACAUCAAGAGAAUGUGCAUGGACUAGACCCAGAUACCUGGAAGAAAGUUGAUGUAGUGUACAUUGACAUCGGAGACAGAAGUCAGGUAGAGUCUAAGGACUACAAGCCCGAGGAGGACCCCUCAAAGUACAAGUCUGUGAAGACCGGCCGAGGACCACUGGGGCACGACUGGAAGAAAGAGCUGCCUAAAAAGACAGAAUGCCCACAUAUGUGUGCCUACAAACUGGUCACUGUCAAGUUCAAGUGGUGGGGUCUGCAAAACAAGGUGGAGAACUUUAUUCAGAAGCAAGAGAAGCGCUUGUUCACUAAUUUCCACCGACAACUCUUCUGCUGGAUUGACCGGUGGAUUGAACUCAACAUGGACGACAUCCGGCGAAUGGAAGAGGAGACCAGGAAGGAGCUCGACGAGAUGCGAGUGAAAGACCCAGUUAAAGGAAUGGUUGCUCUUGAGGACUGAUGCAGGACCAUGCAAUGCUGCUGCUGACAAUGAUGAUCAGACCUGUACCAAUAAACACCAGCGGCAUCCUUCUCCUGAGUGGUCUCGGUGGAACCACCAUCAUGUAAACUUGGUCCAAGCCCUCCUCCUCUUCCUCCUCCUCCGCCAUACUCCUCUCGCCGUUGGCCUCACACAGGUCAACCAUUCUCUUCGAGUCUAAAUCGGAGCACUUCAGAGUAAAAUAAAAAAAAUAACUAUUAAAAGAUAGAAAUGAAGUUUAAAAAAUGUGAAACUUUCUCAACAUCCCCGCACCCCCCUGCAGUACUAGUUGUUACAGCUAAGCCAUCUGUAGCAACCCUAUAGGUAUUUUGAGAUGUCAAACGUUUGAGGAUACAUAUUAGAGUUGGAGAUGUCAUUUCUUUUUAAAAAGAACAAUACAUUUUGUGUGUACAUAAAGUAUAUAUCAGAUAAUGAAUAUCACAAGAGCUGUACAAACAGGGUUUUUAAAAAAAGAUUUAAAAGUUUGUCUGUGUAUGUUCUUUUGGACCAAGCUGAAUCUUUUCAGUGUUAUGUAUUGAUUUCAACGUUUUAUGUUUUAUCGUUUUGUUUUUUCUGUUGUUAUCAGUUUCAUUUCUAUAUAGUGAACAAAUAGUUUCCUGUGCGUUGCCUGGCAACCUCUAAACUCUUGUCCAAUGUCGUUGCUCCCAGGCUGAACAUGUGCUUCUUACUGUAACAGAAAGAGUGACAUGACUGCUAUGACAAGAGCGUGGGUGUUUGUGUGCAUUAUAAUGGAAAAGAAUAAGUAUGUUCCCUGUACUCUAUGGACAUGCCCUCUUGUAGUACUACUAUUCCACAGGGUUGCAAGUAUGUUCUUUAUGUAAGUGGUGGGACGUUUUAAUCUGUGAGUGUGGUUUUUUCCCCCGUAGUUUUUUUGUGUUUUUGGAGUCUGUGUUUCAUGAUAGCUACUUUUAUUCCUCCCUACACAAAAAAAAAUGGUUUGGUCUUUUAUGUGAAAACUGAUACCUGGCCAUUUAUUUUCCGACGCUACUUUUCCCCUGACAAAGAGAAAUCUGGCUGCGUAAUGGGGCCAGGUCAGAACCGGGCCAGAACUUUCUGGGUUUUUCUCAUCAUUCCACUCCCUGUGUGUGUGACAGUCACUGUCACGUCACAGCUAUACGAGUUGGUCUCUGCCUAUAAACCUAUAAUUUUGUGUGACAUGCUAGGUUGGUGAGCUUUUGUUUUGUUUUUGGACACUAUCCAGCGGCUUGUAUGUCAAAAAAAGGCUAUGAGCCAGAGGCUAUUGGUUCAAUAAGAGUAUAGGAAAUAAAAAAUAAAAAAAUAUAACCGAACAGGUCUGAAAUCUUGAAGCUUUACUUCACCCAGAAAGGUGUUGGUUCUCCCUAAGCCUAUGGGAUUGAUUUGUCAGGCAACCACAGAAACCCCAGAAUUAUGUUUUUAUUUUCUGUUUUGCUGGUUCUGUUUAACUAAAUGAAAUCAAUAUUUGUCUAAGGUUCA